Mercenaria mercenaria is the source of this 1871-nucleotide messenger RNA. RefSeq lists its product as uncharacterized. Bases 742 to 1740 code for a protein of 332 amino acids. The record is from RefSeq and is a predicted model, not a curated record. The transcript has 3 exons. Lineage: Eukaryota; Metazoa; Mollusca; Bivalvia; Venerida; Veneridae.
UAUUUUUGCCGCAUUUACACUGCUUGGACGUUUUCUUUGGUGCAUAUUUCACUAGUUCAUUCUUAUUUUAUGCUUUACUCGCGCGGCAUUCUUAUUCAAGAUGUUGUUGCAUAAACAUGCGGAUGAAGUUUUCGAGGAAGUUGAGGUGUUGUUACUGAAAAUUUCAAGGUAAGUCACAUAAAUUUUAAUUUAGUUGUUAAAGGUAUUAAUUAAUUAAUAAUUAUUAUUGCAAAAGACUCCACUGAAUGUUUUCUGUUAUUUCUGUUAUACUUUUCUUGCUUCCCUAAUAUCAUGACUGAAAAUUAAGAAUCAAUUGACAUUGCCUGAGUGAAUUCAUAUAUAGGAAUUCUUCAAAGACUUGUAAUUUUCUCCAAAUAGAACCUGUGCUUUUGUAUACUAACUAAUUAGUAGAUCCUAAUUAAUUACAUAAAUAAUUACAUAAUCUUAUGUCAUAUUGCCCUUAUCAGUCAGAACAUUGUGAUUUAUGGAUCUUUGAUCUGCAGCUGCACUGCCUAAGGGCGGACUUUGGUGCUUUAUGACUGAUUGGUCCUAGCUAACAGCCAAUCAAAAUAGACUACAGCAUCAAAAUUUAUGUGAGAUAACUGCAUCUUAUCAUUAAAUGAUAAUUUACUGUUUCAGUCAGAACUGUUUUUCUUUUGCUUGUUUUAAACUUAUAUUUUAAGAACUGGGUAACAAGUGUGAGUUUUACUGGCAUGAGUCAACAUCUUUCAAGAUAUUAGCAUGGCUAGCCCAAGACAUACCUUUCGGAAUAUUAACACACCUUCAAAACAAAAGCGAGAACCAGUAAAUACACCUUCAAAAAGAGCCAAAUUCCGUCAGCUGUUUGAUGAACCGGACAAUAAUGAUAUUCUUGUGGAGAAAAUAUCAGUUGUGAAGGAUACUUUUCUGCGAGGAACUGAAGUACAGGAUCCUAGUAUUCUCACAGCCAGUCUAGUGUGCACAUAUGGCUUAAACUAUGUAGUAAGAUUAUUAGGUGCUAUCCGCCAUGUGCCAAAUUCUUUCUUAGAACGGUAUCAAUACAUAUUUAAGAUUAUGAAUUGUGAUGGAAAUCACUUAUCUCUAAAUCUUGUAGAAAAGUAUGUAAGAUCAUUGCAAGUGUAUGCUAAUCAGUGUGGUUUUGAGGUUGACAGAAAUACAUUGUGGAGUUGUACAAACAAAUAUGAUGAAGGUUUUUUAGUUUUUCUUGUACCUCCUGUCAGUGAAUGUCUACAAUGCAGUGGGACACUUUAUCCUUUAAACAAAGUUCAAGUAACUCUGUUUACCAUGAAUGGACCAAGGCCAGGUAUGAAGACAACAACACGGUGCAAGAAAGGUUGUGGUGCCAUCUAUAAUGUUGACAGAUACUCAUGCCCUGCAAAAGGCACUUUCUUCUACAGUGAAAAGCAACCUGUGAUAAGUUCAUCAAACUGUGUCUAUUUGACAAGAGACGUUCAUGAGCUCCUCUGCGAAUCUGGAAAUCACGCAUUUGUUUCCCAUCAUGCCUUCUCAGAAAUUUACAACUCCCUCUUCUCAAAUUGUGUGCAUACAAAUGAAUUCAGAAAGUGGUUGGUUUCUAGAAAAGAAGAGUGUGCAGGUAAGAAACUUUUAAAUAUAUUUUUUUUAUCUGUCACAAAAGUUUGUUCGGACCACAUCUUUAAACCUACUACUAAACUGCUUAGAUGCUCAGUAGAUAUAUUAUAUAUAUAUUACUAUAUUGAUAUAUUGUGCCAUUACUUUUAGGCUGCAUUGCAUUUUGCUGAUGUUUUGUGUCACUUAUAUUCAUGAGUGUAAUUCUUUUUGUGCAUUAGUUCAUUUUGUUAUUAAGGGUUCAAUGGAUAUUUGACUGUUUGAUGUCUUGAAACUUGAACAUC